UUUUGUUGUCAACAGUCACCCAUAUUCUUUUUAUUCACAGUAUUUAUUUAAUGGUGUUUGGUAGAUUUUGUGUAUUCGUUUAUGGCGCGAAUUGUAUUAUUUUUCAGAAUUAAGUGAUUUAGCAGGUUUAUUUUCAUCAUGCCUGCUGUAUUAAAGCAUAUUGAAGUUGAUAACUUUAAAUCAUACAAAGGAAAACUUAUAAUUGGUCCAUUGAAACCAUUUACAGCUGUGGUGGGACCAAAUGGAUCCGGAAAAUCUAAUUUCAUGGACGCUAUCAGUUUUGUUAUGGGUGAAAAAACAAGUAGUUUACGAGUAAAAAGAUUUAGUGAACUUAUUCAUGGAGCAUCUAUUGGAAUGCCAGUUGCUCGAAGUGCUUCAGUAACAGCUGUAUUUUUACUUGAAGAUGAUAAAGAGAAAAGUUUUAUGCGUUCAGUACAAGGCUCAUCCUCAGAACAUCGAAUAAAUGGAAGUGUUGUAACGAGUCAAACAUAUUUAUCCGAAUUAGAGCAAUUAGGAAUAAAUGUAAAGGCAAAAAAUUUCCUUGUAUUUCAAGGUGCUGUGGAAUCAAUUGCCAUGAAAAAUCCAAAAGAAAGAACCGCAUUGUUUGAAGAGAUUAGUAAUUCCGGAGCUUUAAAAGCUGAAUACGAACGUUUGCGAACAGAAAUGUUGCGAGCUGAAGAAGAAACUCAAUUUUCCUAUCAAAAGAAAAAAGGAAUCGCUGCUGAACGUAAAGAAGCAAAACUUGAAAAGGAGGAAGCUGAAAAAUAUCAACGAUUAAAAGAAGAAUACGGAGAAAAACAAAUAGAAUUGCAACUUUUUCGUUUAUUUCAUAAUGAAAAAGAAAUUGAAAAUUUGGAAGUAACACAAAAAAAGAAACAGCAUGAGGUUGAAAAAAUUGAAAAAAGACGCGAAAAAGCCGAGGAAGUAUUGAAAGAAAAAAAGAAAGAAGCUGGCAAAUUAGGAAGAGAUCUUGCAAAAAUUGAACAAGAUAUACGUGAAAUGGAAGUUGAAAUAACAAAGAAAAGACCAACUUUCAUUAAAGCAAAAGAACGUGUUGCACAUAUGCAAAAAAAAGUUGAAUCCGCUCGUAAAUCUCUUGCUCAAGCAAGAAUUGCUGAUGAAGCGCAUAAAAAAGAUAUAAAUGAAUUACAAGAAGAAUUACGUCAAGUUGAAGAAUCAAAGGCAGCUUAUGAGGCAAGUAUUGCCGGUCAAUCACAAUCACAAGGAAGAGAUGUACAACUUGAAGAUGAACAAGUACGUGAAUAUAAUCGUUUAAAAGAAGAAGCUGGCAAACAAUCGGCAAGAUAUCUUCAAUUACUUGAUUCAAUUAAUCGUGAACAAAAGUCAGAUCAAGAUAAACUCGAUAAUGAAGGCCGAAAGAAAACUGAAAUUGAAAAUAAAAUCAAACAAAAGAGACAUAUGCGAGAUGAGGCAAUGAAACGUGUUGAAAAAUUAGAGGAACACAUAAAAACAUCGGAGGCUGCUUUAGAUGAUCAAAAAAAAUUAAGAACCGAUUUGCAAAGUGAUGUUGGAACAUCAAAAGAUAAAAUUCAAAAUCUUCAACGUGAAUUGGAAAAUAUUUCCGAACAAUUGGGUGAUGCAAAAGUUGAUAAACACGAAGUGUCAAGAACUAAAAAGAAAACUGAAAUUGUUGAGAAUUUUAAGAAACUAUUUCCUGGAGUUUACGAUCGAAUGUAUAAUAUGUGUGAGCCUAUUCACAAACGAUACAAUGUUGCAAUUACGAAAGUUCUUGGAAAAUACAUGGAGGCUAUUGUUGUUGAUACAGAGAAAACAGCUAGACAAUGUAUUCAAUAUUUGAAGGAGCAAUAUCUCGAGCCUGAAACUUUUUUACCUUUAGAUUAUAUCCAGGCGAAACCUCUCAAAGAACGACUAAGAAACAUUCAAGAACCAAGAAAUGUUAAAUUACUUUAUGAUGUGCUUCGUUUUUCGCCAAAAGAUAUUGAUAGAGCUGUACUUUUUGCAACGAAUAAUGCUCUCGUUUGUGAAACUCCUGAAGAUGCUAAUAAAGUCGCUUAUGAAAUGGAUAAGAAAGCACGCUACGAUUGUGUCGCUCUUGAUGGUACGUUUUAUCAAAAAGCCGGUAUUAUUUCUGGUGGUAGUUUAGAUUUGGCAAAAAAAGCAAAAAGAUGGGAUGAAAAACAAAUGGCACAACUCAAAUCGCAAAAGGAACGAUUAACAGAAGAAUUAAGAGAGAUGUUAAAGAAAUCUCGCAAAGAAUCUGAACUUAAUACUGUAGAGUCUCAAAUUCGUGGUUUGGAAACACGUUUGAAAUACAACAAAAGCGAUUUAGUAGCUACUAAAAAACAAAUUGCUGAAUUGGAAACUGAAUUGAAUACUCUACAAAAUGAGAUGGAUAAAUUUGGACCAAAAAUUGCCGAAAUCGAGAAUACAAUGUCUGAAAGAGAUCAGAAGAUACAGAAUGUGAAAGAAAAAAUGAAUAACGUUGAAGAUGAUGUAUUUGCAAGUUUUUGUGAACAAAUUGGCGUUUCAAAUAUUCGUCAAUACGAGGAAAGAGAAUUAAGAUCGCAACAAGAGAGAGCAAAAAAACGAAUGGAAUUUGAGAAUCAAUGUAAUCGAAUUUACAAUCAAUUGGAUUUUGAAAAACAACGCGAUACAGAAAGUAAUGUAUUGAGAUGGGAACGUGCGGUGCAAGACGCUGAAGAUAAAUUAGAAUCGGCAAGGCAGGCAGAAUCAAAUCAAAAGGCAGAAAUAGAAAAUGACGAGACUCAAAUGGAAAAGUUGAAAUCACAACGGACAGCUAAAAAAAUGGAAGUUGAUUCGAAAGAUGAAGAAAUUGGCAAAUGUCGACGUGAAGUUGGUGGAAUUACUAAAGACAUUCAAGCUGCUCAAAAGCAACUUAAUUCAGUGGAAAAUAAAAUUGAGCAAAGAAAAGCGGAAAGACACAAUAUUCUCAUGAAUUGCAAGAUGGAAGACAUUGCAAUUCCAAUGCUUUAUGGAAACAUGGAAGAUAUUGCAGGUGAAACAAUUAAUGAUACAAAUAAUGAUGCGAAUGUUAGUGCACAACAACAAUAUGAGCGGGAAAGUAGAAUUACAAUUGAUUAUUCAUCGCUUUCGGAUAAUUUAAAAGACAUUGAUGAAGACGAUUAUAAGAAGACGUAUGAUAAAUUAAAUAAAGCAAUCAAUGACCUUCAAAAUACAAUUCAACGCAUUCAAGCUCCAAAUAUGAAAGCGAUUCAAAAGUUAUAUUUGGCUAAAGAGAAAUUACAUGAGACAAACGAAGAAUUUGAGCAAUCGCGUAAAAAGGCGAAAAAAGCAAAAACACAAUUUGAAAAAGUUAAGAAAGAACGACAUGAUAGAUUUAUGGCAUGUUUCGAACACGUGGCCAAUGAAAUUGAUCCUAUUUAUAAGAGUUUGGCAAAAAAUCAAUCUGCUCAAGCAUUCUUGGGUCCGGAAAAUCCAGAAGAACCUUAUUUGGAUGGAAUUAAUUAUAAUUGUGUUGCACCUGGUAAACGAUUUCAGCCAAUGUCUAAUCUUUCCGGAGGAGAAAAAACUGUUGCUGCAUUGGCUUUACUAUUUGCAAUUCAUAGUUUUCAACCGGCACCUUUCUUUGUAUUGGAUGAAAUUGAUGCCGCUUUAGAUAAUACAAACAUUGGAAAAGUUGCCAGCUAUAUAAGAGAUAAAACAAGUUCACUUCAAACUAUUGUUAUUUCUCUAAAAGAAGAAUUUUAUUCUCACGCUGAUGCUCUUAUUGGUAUAUGUCCUGAUGUUGGAGAAUGUCUAGAAAGCAAAGUAUUGACACUAGAUUUGACAACAUUUCCUACACAUAUUUAAUUUAUAUGUAUUAAUUUGACAUUUAUUUUGGAAAUCCUAUUUUAGUUUAUGUUUACGAUAAAAAUGACUACGGUAAAGCGCAUUUGUAUGGUAAAAAAAGGAUAUAUUAAACUUUUUUACAUUUUUUUUUAUUUGAAAAA
Molecule: messenger RNA, 3953 nt
Organism: Leptopilina boulardi
Lineage: Eukaryota; Metazoa; Arthropoda; Insecta; Hymenoptera; Figitidae
Gene: SMC1
Product: structural maintenance of chromosomes protein 1A
Exons: 19
Coding region: 139-3813 (1224 amino acids)
Biological process (GO): sister chromatid cohesion
Cellular component (GO): chromosome; cohesin complex; nucleus
Molecular function (GO): ATP hydrolysis activity; DNA binding; protein binding
Source: RefSeq, a predicted model, not a curated record